CGCAGAUCAUGACCAUCAUGAACAUCAACACCAUGAUGCUGUCCUUGACCGCUGCAAAGGCCUUGAAAUGGAUGCUGUCACUGUGAACGAGGAGGGAAUCCCCUACUUUUUCAAAGGCGACCACCUGUUUAAGGGUUUCCAUGGCAAAGCAGAGCUGUCAAAUGGGUCUUUCGCAGAGUUGGAUGACCACCAUCUGGGCCAUGUUGAUGCUGCUUUCCGCAUGCACUAUGAGGAUGAACCCACCCACCAUGAUCGCAUCUUUUUCUUCCUGGACACAAAGGUGUUCUGCUACUACCAACACAAAAUUAAUGAAGGCUACCCUAAGGAUAUCUCCGAGGUCUUUCCUGGAAUCCCAGACCACCUUGAUGCUGCUGUAGAGUGUCCCAAGCCGGACUGCGAUGAAGACUCUGUGAUCUUCUUCAAGCAAGAUGACAUCUACCACUACAAUGUAAAAACCAAAGCUGUGGACAAGAAGGAGUUCCACUCCAUGCCAAACUGCACAUCGGCUUUUCGCUUCAUGGAGCACUACUACUGCUUCCAUGGACACAAGUUCUCCAAGUUUGACCCAAAGACCGGCGAGGUGCAUGGCAGAUACCCUAAAGAGGCCCGCGACUACUUCAUGAGGUGCUCCAAGUUCAGUGAUGACAGUGACCAUCUGGAGAGAGAGCGCUGCAGCCGUGUUCACCUGGAUGCCAUCACAUCUGAUGAUGAGGGAAAUAUUUAUGCAUUCAGAGGCCACCAUUUUAUUAGCAAAGACAGCAACGACACACUGAAAUCUGACACAAUUGAAAGCGCCUUCAAAGAGCUGCACAGCGAUGUCGAUGCAGUUUUCUCCUAUCAGAAUCAUCUCUAUAUGAUUAAGGAUGACCAUUUGUUCGUUUACAAAGUUGGUGAGCCACACACACACCUGGAGGGUUAUCCCAAACCUGUGAAAGAGGAGCUGGGAAUUGAGGGCCCCAUUGAUGCUGCUUUUGUUUGCCAAGACCAUCACAUCGCUCACAUCAUCAAAGGUCAACACAUCUAUGACGUAGACAUGAGCGCUAACCCCCGCGUUCCCACAAACCCGCGUUCCAUCUCUGUCCUCAACAGGGUGGAUGCUGCUAUGUGCGGUCCACAUGGAGUUACGGCGAUCAGUGGAAACCAUUUCUACCACUUUGGGAGCGUCAUGUUGAUGGCUGCCUCCAAGAUCCUGCCUGAGCAGCAUAGGGUAUCCCUGGAGCUGUUUGGCUGUGAUCACUAAAUAACUUUCUCAGAAUGGACUGAACAGAUUCACAUAUAACACAGUGGAACAUGGAAAAACAAGCUACACAAACAUCUGAGUGGCGACUUCUGUUCUCAUGCUCUGACAGAUCACACAGUGUUUCCUGCAACUUGUUUACCUUCUGCAACUUACCUCAAAAAUAAAACUCAACAUUUCUCUUUUCUUUUAGAAGGGAUUCUAUUUUUCACCCUGUGGCCAUCAGUGCAAAGAGUGCUUCCAAGGAGUUCAGUGGUGAUACAUGUUUUUCUGUGUUUCAUUUUCUGCAGUGUUGUGGUGAAUAAAGAGACGUGGCAAUCAUCAU
Molecule: messenger RNA, 1562 nt
Organism: Cyprinodon tularosa
Lineage: Eukaryota; Metazoa; Chordata; Actinopteri; Cyprinodontiformes; Cyprinodontidae
Gene: hpxa
Product: hemopexin a
Exons: 9
Coding region: 68-1240 (390 amino acids)
Biological process (GO): heme transport; intracellular iron ion homeostasis
Molecular function (GO): heme transmembrane transporter activity
Source: RefSeq, a predicted model, not a curated record